Messenger RNA from Triticum dicoccoides, 3047 nucleotides. Its product is annotated as 26S proteasome non-ATPase regulatory subunit 2 homolog A-like. The record is from RefSeq and is a predicted model, not a curated record. Gene Ontology annotation, cellular component: proteasome storage granule; nucleus; proteasome regulatory particle, base subcomplex. The coding region runs from base 130 to 2772 and encodes 880 amino acids. NCBI's taxonomy places the organism in Eukaryota, Viridiplantae, Streptophyta, Magnoliopsida, Poales, Poaceae. Gene Ontology annotation, biological process: regulation of protein catabolic process; proteasome-mediated ubiquitin-dependent protein catabolic process. Gene Ontology annotation, molecular function: enzyme regulator activity. The transcript has 25 exons.
CCGACUCCCCGAACUCCCUCGUAAACCCUACCUAGCCGCGCGACGACGCCAGCGGCGGUGGCGGAGCCCCCACCUCCGCCCCUUCCCCGCCUCCCCCGCCCCGCCGCAGCCGGCAAGGGCAAGGGGAAGAUGAAGGGGGACGAUCUGUCGGAGGAGGACCUCGAGCUCAAGGCGCGUCUCGAGGAUUGCGUGCAGCUGGCGCAGAGCGGCGACCCCCGCCUCCGGGUAGAAGCCAUCGACACCCUGAGGAAAGAGAUUCGUGCGGCGACAAGCUCAAUGACGUCUGUCCCGAAACCACUCAAAUUCCUCCGUGCACACUACGGAACUCUCAAGGCUUGUUUUCAGAGAAUGCGGGAUCCUGCACAGAAGAAACAUAUGGCUGACAUUCUGUCAGUAUUGGCCUUGACAGCGUCUGCUGAAGGAGAAAGGGAAAGCCUCAAGUACUGUAUGAUGGGCUCUUUAGUUGAUAUAUGUUCAUGGGGUCAUGUAUAUGUGAGAAACUUGGCUUUUGAAAUUGGAAAAGAGUGGAAGGACAAUGGCUCAUCAACACCAAUUGAAUCCAAGAUAGAACUAGUGCUGGAAAUUGUCAAAUUUCACAUGAAGCAUAAUGCUGAAACUGAAGCUCUGGAUCUUUUGAUGGAGGUUGGAUACCUUGAGAUGCUUUUAGACGAAAAAUAUGAAGAGUACCUUGCAAGGCUAUUUUGUCUUGUUGACUCUACCAACUACAAAAGGGCAUGCUUGUAUUUGACUACUUCUUCUAAAUACCUUUUGACUCCUGACCGUGAGGCCUAUGAGGCCACACUUUACAUUGCCUUUGGCUUGUAUGGGAAGUUUAGGGAUCUUGCAAGUGCUUUGCGAAUUGUGCUUUUGGUCAACGACGACAAGUGUUGUGAUCAGAGUGUGAAGAUUGUAUUUGCAGAAACUGAAGAUUUCUCCCUGAAGCAGCAACUCGCAUUUAUGAUAGCACGCUAUGGUUUAAGCAUGGAGGUUGAUGAUGACAUGGUUGCAGAUGAAAAUGAGAAGAAUGCUUUGCAGGAAGUAGUUAAUAACACCAAACUGAGUGAGGGGUACCAUAUGCUUGCGCGGGAUAUUGGUGUCAUGGAGCCAAAAUCUCCAGAGGACAUAUAUAAGGUUCAUCUGAUUGGCGGUCAAGGUGCCAAAAGCUCCAGCCUUGAUUCUGCAAGACAAAAUUUGGCCGCAACUUUUGUCAAUGCAUUUGUGAAUGCUGGUUAUUGCCAGGACAAACUCAUGACUGCAAUUUCAGAUUCUUCUGAAAAUUUGCUAUUCGAGAAGAACGAACUUGGGAAAGCCAGUGCAGUAGCUAGUCUGGGAAUGAUACAUCUAUGGGAUCAUGAUUCAGGAUUUGCCAUACUUGACAAGUACCUGCAGAGCGAUGAUACUCAUGUCGUUGCAGGGGCUUUGUUAGGUAUAGGAAUGGUCUCUUGUGGUGUGAAGAAUGACUAUGAUCCUGCACUUGCUCUUAUUUCUGGGUAUAGCACGAGUGCAGCAUCAAUUACACGUAUCGGUGCAAUCUUGGGCCUUGGUAUUGCUUAUGCUGGGUCCCGGAAAGACAAGCUUAAAUCGUUGUUCUUAAUUACCUUGAGUGACUCCCAAGCACCUUUGGUGGACUUAGUGUUCUCUGCCAUCUCCUUGGGAUUGGUGUUUGUUGGUUCCUGCAACGAAGAGAUUGCACAGUCAAUCAUAUCUGUCUUGAAAAAUCUUAUUAAAGCAGAGCUUGCAGAGCCCAUUAUUCGUCUGCUUCCAGUUUCCAUUGGCCUUCUAUAUCUUGGAAAACAGGAGGGGCCGAAGGCUAACGUUGUUAAGGUUUCUGAAACAUUUGAUGAAAUAAUGAAGGAGGUUUCUAAAUUUUUUGAUAAAACAAUGAAGGACUAUUGGGAUGUAACUCUUAUGUCUUUGGCAUAUGCUGGGACAGGGAAUGUGCUUAAGGUUCAGGAGCUCCUUAGUAUCUGCUCAAAAAAGGAAGGUGGAAGUCACCAAGGGCCAGCAGUACUUGGAAUUGCUCUUAUUGCCAUGGCUGAAGAAUUAGGAGUUGAAAUGGCUGUACGGUCCCUUGAGCAACUUUUUAAGUAUGGUGAUUAUAAUAUUAGAAGAGCGGUUCCUCUUGCUCUUGGCAUGCUCUACAUAUCCAAUCCAAAGGUAGACGUUGUAGACACACUGAGUAGACUGAGCAAUGAUGCGGACGGUCAAGUAAUGAUGGCUGCAACCAUCUCACUGGGUUUGAUAGGUGCUGGUACAAACAAUGCACGUAUAGCCGAGUUGCUUCGUAACCUCUCAAGUCAGGAACAUGGCGUUUACCUGUUUUGUGUGAGGAUUGCCCAGGGUCUUGUUCACCUAGGGAAGGGCUUGCUGACACUUGCCCCAUACCACUCUGACCGGUUACUUCUAUCCCCCGUAGCGCUAGCUGGGCUAGUAACCGUUCUGCACGCAUGCCUUAACAUGCAACCCACCAUCCUCGGAGAGUAUCCCUACAUGCUAUACAUCCUUGCCCUUGCUAUGCAGCCUAGGAUGUUACUGACUCUGGAUGAGGAUCUCAAGCCCCUCCCUGUGCCUGUUCAUGUUGGCCAAGCGGUUGAUGUGGUCGGUCAAGCGGGAAGUCCCAGGACCAUCACUGGGUUCCAGACGCACAACACGCCUGUAUUGCUCGCUGCAGGGGAGCGAGCUGAGCUAGCAACUGAAAAAUAUAUUCCGCUGACACCAGUUCUGGAGGGCUUUGUGAUCCUGAGGAAGAACCCAGAGCAUCAUGAAGAUUGAGAGAUUGGUGCGAUGCAAGCGUAAGCGGAUCUGCGGAUGGAGUGCCAUGAAGAGGCUUGGUCAACAUCUAACUGUCACACAAGCAAGCGACAAUGACUAUUGUGAAGAGGCUGCAAAUAUUCCUUCUAACAAAGUACAGGUCGUACAGGGGUCAAUACAAAGAGCGGAAUAGUGUUCGGGGUCAAUGUUUGUACAGAGGGAGAAUCGGGUCGAUGUUUCUUCGGAAAGAGGAGAAGCAACUUUGUCGGAAGGGGAAACAGAAACAGUGGGUGUGA